GUUUAUUCUGAUUGACAACCUUAUCACCACAUUCAAAACAAAGUUUCAUUAUUUAGGAUUAUAGCAUAGCCAACUAGAAACAAUGUGUUGCAAGCAAAAUUAUCAUUUUGAGGUCAAAAGUUGCUCCAUAAAUUUAGUGGAUUGUGGAUUUGUAGUCAUCUUGAAUUGAUGGUUAGGAUAGAAAAUGUUUUCAAAACCAAAAAUCGUGUUCAAAAGUUUGAGAACGGUGAAGAAUUUCUACAACACCAGUGCAAAUGUUAUAAAAACCCAAGUAGACCCGCAGUCGGAUCAUUUCAUUGAAAACCAUGGCCAGAUGUCACAACUUGUGGAAAUCCUCAAGAAGAAAACUGAUAAUGUCCUUCGUGGUGGAGGUGAAAAAGCUGUAACAAGACAUACUUCCAAGGGUAAACUAUUGGCUAGAGACAGAAUCAAUCUUCUGCUAGACAAAAACACUGCUUUCCUUGAACUUUCUUCCUUAGCUGCAGAUGAAAUGUAUGAUGGAGACAUUCACUCUGCAGGAAUCAUCACAGGAAUAGGCAAAAUCCAUGGUAAAGAGUGCAUGGUUGUAGCAAAUGAUGCCACUGUGAAAGGAGGCACUUACUAUCCCAUAACUGUGAAGAAACAUGUUCGAGCUCAAGAAAUUGCACAGGAAAACAAAUUGCCUUGUAUUUAUUUGGUGGACAGUGGGGGUGCAAAUUUACCCCAUCAGUCAGAAGUGUUUCCUGACAGAGAUCAUUUUGGAAGGAUUUUUUUCAACCAGGCAAAUAUGUCCUCUGAAGGAAUAGCACAGAUUGCUGUGGUGUUGGGUUCUUGUACAGCAGGAGGUGCUUAUGUUCCAGCAAUGGCUGAUGAAUCCAUUAUAGUUAAACAACAAGGGACAAUUUUCUUGGCAGGGCCUCCAUUGGUGAAGGCAGCCACUGGUGAAGAGGUGUCGGCCGAAGACCUCGGCGGAGCUGACCUGCACUGCACCACGUCCGGCGUGACCGAUCACUUCGCCCUCGACGACCGGCACGCCCUGUACACGGCCAGACGGGUGGUCGGCAACCUGGGCCGCCCUUCUAACUGUUUUGAAGAGCCCUUCGAGCCGCCCUUGUACCCAGCGGAGGAGCUGUACGGCAUCGUGGACAGGGACGGCAGGAAGCCCUUCGACGUUAGGGAGGUGGUGGCGAGGGUGUUCGACGGAUCGGAGUUCGACGAGUUCAAAAAGAGGUUCGGUGAGACGCUGGUGUGUGGUUUCACAAAACUUUAUGGAAAGACAGUAGGGAUAGUGGGAAACAAUGGGGUGCUAUUCUCAGAAAGCGCCAUGAAGGGGGCCCAUUUCGUACAGUUGUGCACACAAAGGAGGGUGCCCAUCAUUUUUCUGCAAAAUAUCACAGGAUUUAUGGUUGGUAGACAAGCAGAAACUGGCGGGAUUGCCAAACAUGGGGCCAAAUUGGUGACUGCUGUCGCUUGUGCCAAAGUACCGAAAAUCACGGUCAUCAUCGGAGGGUCCUACGGGGCUGGAAAUUAUGGCAUGUGUGGAAGGGCAUACUCCCCCAGGUUCCUCUACAUGUGGCCGAACGCGAAGAUCGCCGUGAUGGGGGGCCCCCAGGCGGCCGGCGUGUUGUCUCAAGUCGCCAGCAGGGGCAAGAAUUGGAGCCAACAACAGAAAGAAGACUUUGAGCGGCCGAUCAUCGAACAGUUCAACAAAGAGGCGUCCCCUUACUUCAGCAGUGCAAGGAUUUGGGAUGAUGGUAUAAUUGACCCAAAGGAUACAAGGAAAGUCUUGGGUUUGAGUUUGGCAGCAGCUCUUAAUAGUGAAUCCAAAGACACUAAAUUUGGCAUCUUCAGAAUGUAGCAUUUAGGAUUUUUUUUAUGAAUUAAACUUGAGUACCUACUG
Molecule: messenger RNA, 1879 nt
Organism: Phaedon cochleariae (mustard beetle)
Lineage: Eukaryota; Metazoa; Arthropoda; Insecta; Coleoptera; Chrysomelidae
Source: the annotation of a GenBank genome assembly